Drosophila grimshawi is the source of this 2222-nucleotide messenger RNA. It is a transcript of the gene Prp3, whose product is annotated as U4/U6 small nuclear ribonucleoprotein Prp3. NCBI's taxonomy places the organism in Eukaryota, Metazoa, Arthropoda, Insecta, Diptera, Drosophilidae. Bases 218 to 2107 code for a protein of 629 amino acids. The record is from RefSeq and is a predicted model, not a curated record. Gene Ontology annotation, biological process: mRNA splicing, via spliceosome. Gene Ontology annotation, cellular component: U4/U6 x U5 tri-snRNP complex. The transcript is spliced from 2 exons.
AGCGCCAACUGUCAGACUCAGUGGGCAGAAGAAGAAAACAACCCCGUCUUUAUUGCCAAAGAAAUUUUUCUCGCAAACGUUUUUGCAAAUACAAUUCAAGAAUAGCUAUAACAAAAAUACAAAAAGAAAAAAGCAUUGCGGAUUUAGCGGAAUGUGCAAAAGUUUUUGGUAAAUAACAUAACAAGUCUUUAGCCAGAUCAAUUUAAUUGCGAAUAUUAUGUCGUCCAUUAUAACGCGGAAGGAUGCCGAAAGCGCCGAAAAUGCCGACGAACACAAAACGAAAUCAGCUUCAGCAUCGGCAAACAAACGCAGCGCUGUCUCCAACGAUGUCGGCCUCGAUGUGGCUGCUGCUGCUGCCACUGCACCCAAGAAGUCGCGUUUCGAUGUCAAGCAAUCGAAUGGCGCUAGCAUACCCUUACCCAGCACCCUGCCCGACGUUUCCACCUCCUCCUCCGCCUCGAUAAGCUCGACACAAAUCAAGCUGAUGAUGGCGCAUGCGCAGCGCGAGAUUGAGGAGCGCAAACGGGCGUUGAGCAAUCUGCGCGACAAGGAUCCAGAGCUGGCAUCACUGCCCCAGAUCGGUAUGUCCGUCGCACGGGCAACGCAGGCGCUGGCGAAGAAGCCAACGCCCGAGGAUUCGGAUAAGGCGAAGAAGAUUGCCGAAUUGCAGGCGCAGAUACGCGCCAAGCUAACGGGCAAUUUGGCCAAUCUUAUACAGCAGCAGCCAACGGCGGUUGCAGCUGCUGCUGCCGCUGCCGCCCAGCAACAGCAGGAGCGACCCAAACCGUUGAUCCUGGACGAUGAGGGACGCACCGUGGAUAAGAGUGGACGUGCCAUCAAUAUACCCACAGUGACGCCCACGCUCAAGGCGAACAUACGCGCCAAGAAGCGCGAGGUGUUCCAGCGACAGACGACGGGCAACGAGGCGGGCGGCAGCCAUAGUCACAGUCACAGUGGUGCUGGUGCUGGCGCUGCGCAGGAUGAUGCGGCACAGUAUUUCGAUGAGCGCAUCGCUCUGAAGCCGACGGUGCGCAAUAAGCGCAUGUUGCGCUUCCACGAGCCCGGCAAAUUCCAGCAGCUGGCCGAGCGGAUGCGCAUGAAGUCGCAGCUGGAGCGGCUGCAGAAUGAGAUUUCGCAGAUCGCCAGGAAGACAGGCAUCUCGUCCGCGACGAAACUGGCACUGAUUGCGCCCAAACAGGACAUGCCCGACGAUGUGCCAGCAAUGGAGUGGUGGGAUUCGGUCAUACUCAGCCAGGAUCUGCAGACGGUGGAUGAGGCGAGCGGCAAGAUUAGCAUACGUCAAACGGCCAUCAGUAAUCUCAUCGAGCAUCCCACACAAAUGAAGCCGCCAAAUGAGCCACUGAAGCCCGUCUAUUUGCCCGUCUUCUUGACCAAAAAGGAGCGCAAAAAGUUGCGUCGCCAGAAUCGCCGAGAGGCCUGGAAGGAGGAGCAGGAGAAGAUACGCUUGGGUCUCGCGGCGCCGCCCGAGCCCAAGUUGCGCAUCUCGAAUCUGAUGCGUGUGCUGGGCACGGAUGCCGUGCAGGAUCCGACCAAGAUCGAGGCGCAUGUACGCGAACAGAUGGCCAAGCGGCAGAAGGCGCACGAGGAUGCCAAUAAUGCGCGCAAAUUGACCAGCGAACAGAAGAGCGAGAAGAAGCAACGCAAACUGAAGGAGGACACCAGCUGCGGUGUCCAUGUGAGCGUCUAUCGCAUCCGUGACCUGCAGGACAAUCAGAGCAAAAAGUACAAAGUGGAGACGAAUGCGAAGCAAUUGCAGAUGACGGGCAGCGUGGCGCUCUUUCGUGAUUGCUGUGUUGUCGUCGUCGAGGGUGGCCCGAAGCAGCAGAAGAAAUAUCGCCGCCUGAUGCUGCAUCGCAUCAAGUGGGAGGAGGACGUGGUCAAGGGCAACGAUGGUCAGGAUGUGGCCAAUACUUGUGUCCUCGUCUGGGAGGGCACCAGUCAGCGUCGCCAUUUUGGCGAAAUCAAAUUCAAAAUCUUUCCCAUGGAGAAAAUGGCACGCGAAUUCUUUCAGAAACAUCAGGUGGAGCACUACUGGGAUCUGGCCUAUUCGGGCGCCGUGCUCGAAGCAUCCGCGGAUCAGCAGUAGCAAGGCAUACGCAGGAAUUCCCAGUCAAUUCCCAGCAUUUUAGAUCACGAAAUUUUGUUGAAAAAAACUUUAGAUAUUUAAGCCUAAAAUUACAAACAAUUCAGUUUUAUGUACA